Messenger RNA from Impatiens glandulifera, 1926 nucleotides. RefSeq names its product T-complex protein 1 subunit zeta 1. The transcript is spliced from 16 exons. The record is from RefSeq and is a predicted model, not a curated record. Gene Ontology annotation, cellular component: chaperonin-containing T-complex. Lineage: Eukaryota; Viridiplantae; Streptophyta; Magnoliopsida; Ericales; Balsaminaceae. Gene Ontology annotation, biological process: protein folding. Gene Ontology annotation, molecular function: ATP-dependent protein folding chaperone; ATP binding; ATP hydrolysis activity. The coding region runs from base 130 to 1743 and encodes 537 amino acids.
GGGUGAAAGCCCUAAGAACUCUAAACCCUUAGGAACCCGCCAUUCAGAUUCAGUUUUUACACUCUCUUCACUUCUCUCUCUCUCUCUCUCUCUGAUCCAAGGCCGCGGAUCUCCUCAAGGUAUCACAAAAUGUCACUUCGAGUAUUAAACCCAAAUGCCGAAGUGCUCAACAAAUCUGCUGCGCUUCACAUGAACAUCAAUGCCGCUAAGGGUUUGCAAGAUGUCCUCAAGACCAACCUCGGUCCCAAGGGUACCAUCAAGAUGCUUGUUGGUGGAGCUGGUGACAUUAAACUGACAAAAGAUGGCAACACCCUAUUGAAGGAAAUGCAAAUUCAAAAUCCUACUGCAAUAAUGAUCGCAAGGACAGCAGUUGCACAAGAUGACACAAGUGGUGAUGGAACAACUUCUACAGUUAUCUUCAUUGGCGAGCUUAUGAAACAAUCUGAGCGCUAUAUUGAUGAAGGGAUGCACCCUCGAGUAUUAGUUGAUGGUUUUGAUAUUGCAAAAAGAGCAACAUUGCUUUUUCUAGAAAAGUUCAAGACCCCUGUAGUGAUCGGUGGUGAACCUGACAAAGAGAUGUUGAAGAUGGUAGGAAGGACAACGCUGAGAACAAAGUUGUAUGAAGCAUUGGCCGAUCAGUUGACUGACGUAAUUGUUAAUGCAGUACUUUGUAUUCGCAAACCCGAAGAAUCUAUUGAUCUUUUUAUGGUUGAGAUUAUGCAUAUGCGGCACAAGUUUGAUGUGGACACCCAUUUGGUGGAAGGACUAGUUUUAGAUCAUGGUUCAAGGCAUCCAGAUAUGAAACGAAGAGUGGAAAACUGUCACAUCUUGACCUGUAAUGUAUCACUAGAGUAUGAAAAAAGUGAGGUAAAUUCAGGAUUUUUCUACUCAAAUGCGGAACAGAGAGAGGCAAUGGUUGCAGCUGAAAGGCGCUCUGUUGAUGAAAGAGUGAACAAAAUCAUUGAAAUGAAGAACCAGGUUUGUGCUGGUACUGACAAUAAUUUUGUCAUCAUUAAUCAAAAAGGAAUUGACCCUCCAUCAUUGGAUCUUCUUGCUAGAGCUGGGAUUGUUGCACUUCGGAGAGCCAAGAGGAGAAAUAUGGAGCGAUUGAUUUUGGCAUGUGGUGGAGAGGCUGUUAAUUCUGUUGAUGACUUGACUCCUGACUGUCUGGGAUGGGCAGGACUUGUUUAUGAACAUGUGCUUGGAGAAGAUAAGUAUACAUUUGUAGAAAAUGUUAAGAACCCUCAUUCUUGUACAAUCCUAAUUAAAGGACCUAAUGAUCAUACUAUUGCACAAAUUAAGGAUGCCGUCCGUGAUGGUUUAAGGGCAGUGAAAAACACCAUUGAAGAUGAAUCAGUCGUUCUAGGGGCAGGAGCAUUUGAAGUUGCAGCUAGACAGCAUCUAGUCAACGAAGUAAAGAAAACUAUUCAAGGGCGUGCCCAACUGGGAGUUCAAGCUUUCGCUGAUGCCCUUCUUGUCAUUCCCAAGACCCUAGCUGAAAAUUCUGGUCUAGACACUCAAGAUGCAAUCAUUUCCCUUACGGGUGAGCAUGACAGAGGUAAUAUCGUGGGAUUAAACCUGCACACCGGUGAGCCUAUUGAUCCACAAAUGGAGGGCAUCUUUGACAAUUACUCAGUCAAACGACAAAUCAUAAAUUCUGUGCCGGUUAUUGCCUCACAGUUACUGUUAGUGGAUGAAGUGAUUCGCGCGGGUCGCAACAUGAGGAAGCCAACUGGUCCUUAAAUUUGCUUUCUUCUCCAAACCAUGAGCAAUUUUGUUGAGUUUUCGAUACUGUUUGGUUCUUUUAUAAGUAGUAGGUUAUGUUUCUUAUUUAUGAAAUCAUUUUGUUAUUGUCACUGCUGGCUGGAUAACAACAUAAUGACUGGUUUUUAUGCAAAUUCAUUGUGCCCCUAUGGCUUGUCUGUU